ACUGCAGCUUGACAUCAUAGUAUAUCUGUGAGUCAAGCGGCUGUGGGUUUUUGGCUCUUGCAUCUGCUAUAGUUCUGUCUCGGGUGCCAUUUGCUAACUCUGUUCUCUGUGUAGCUGCUUUUGGCAGCUCCUCAUCUCUCUUCUAAUCCACCACUCACGGUCCUACAGAACAGACCACAAGUUAAGACCGUCACCUACAGAAUCCCAAGGGCCAAAACUGGGCAGAGGACAACUCCAUCCUUCUUACAAAAGGGCUUCUCCACAAGAAGCAUUUCCGUUAGACUCUAGCAGUGAGAUACCCUACUUCAAGAAUUUCUCAUGGAGCCAGAAGCCUUUGAAAUUUGCCCUUACGAUCCUCACCACCAAAUCCCACUCAGCAGAUUCCAGUACCACCUGGCAUCGUGCAGGAGAAAGAACCCCAAGAAAGCCAAAAAGAUGGCCACCUGCAAAUACAACGCCUGCCACGUGGUCCCCAUCAAAAAUCUGGAGGAACAUGAGGCUGUUUGUGUCAACAGGAGCGCUGUGGAGGAAGAGAACACCGAGAACCCUCUGAAAGUCAGUCCUCCUAGUUCAGAGCAGAACGAUGACACCCAGCAGGUCUCACCCUGCCUUCCCAGCCCCGAUAUCUGGAAUGUCGAUGGCGCUAAUUGCCAGCAUGUGUUUGUCCUUAAGACUUUUUUUCCUCAAAAGGUUGUUUGUGAAAAUGACACGAAAGAGUCAGCAAGAGAGACCAGUCCCCAGAAGAUCCUCAGACCAGGACAGUAAACUGCCAGCUGAGGAAGGAGCACACGCCUCGUAAAUGCAUGGAAGAACGUGCAAUGCAUCAGAAUAAAAGACAUGCAAAGUAA
Molecule: messenger RNA, 848 nt
Organism: Gorilla gorilla gorilla (western lowland gorilla)
Lineage: Eukaryota; Metazoa; Chordata; Mammalia; Primates; Hominidae
Gene: GTSF1L
Product: gametocyte specific factor 1 like
Exons: 1
Coding region: 319-765 (148 amino acids)
Source: RefSeq, a predicted model, not a curated record